Messenger RNA from Racocetra persica, 1082 nucleotides. The record is from the annotation of a GenBank genome assembly. Lineage: Eukaryota; Fungi; Glomeromycota; Glomeromycetes; Diversisporales; Gigasporaceae.
AAACUUUGGAAUAUAAAAUCAAAAAAAUUAACGAAUUAAUUACGGCUUAUCAAUCGACUUCUCUACCGACCAAUUUAGCCGAAGCCGAACAAAUCCUUAAUCAGCAAGUAGGCUUUGAGAAACAAAAUGAAAAGAUUUUGCGUAUUUUGAAAAUCAGAGGCUACUGCCAACAAAACAACGUUCAAGAAACACCUUUGAUUUUAUGCCUUUUCGGGUCGCCAGGGGUGGGAAAAACUACUUAUGCUCGCCUCUUGUCUCAGGCCUUAAAGAAAGAAUUUUUUCUGGUGUCGUUAGGGGGAACCACCGACACUUCUCUGCUGCUCGGAGCCAGCGAAAACUCUUCCGGAACCGAAAUCGGACAAUUGACUAAGGCCUUGACGGAGACUAAAACCCACUACCCAUUAAUUUUGUUGGAUGAAAUUGAUAAAGUUACUUCUUACAGAAGUAAUUCAGCCAUUCAUAAUUGCCUAAACGCAGUUUUGGAUUCGGCACAAAAUAAGGAAAUUUUGGAUUAUUAUUUGGAUGUUAAAUUAGAUUUUUCCCAAACAACCUUUGUGAUCACCGCCAAUGACCCGAAAAAAAUACCCGAGCACCUGCUAUCGAGAAUAUCAACUGUUGAUAACCAGGAAAAAAACUCAGUAGACGAAAAAAAAGAAUUAGAAAGUUUGCGCAAGGAAUUGGAAAGAUUGAAAGAAAAGAAGGAUAAUCAAGCACAAUUAAAAACUGUAAGGUUUAAUUCUUUGCUGGCAUUGCGACAAAUUAGGGGACAAUUCACCGACCGAGAGUACCAAGAUUACGAAGGAAAAAUAAAUACGGCAUCUUCUCGUGAGGAAAUUGAAGUGGUUAUGAAAGAAUUUUUACUAAGAACAAAGGAGAAAAUUACUUCUCCUAGAACCAGAGGAGAAAACGGGGAUAAGAAGUCCAAGGACGAGUCAACAGAAAUCGCAAGACAAAACCAAAUUCUGACCGAAAAAAUUAAAUCUUUAAGUGCUGAAAUAGAAAAUGGAGUUUAUGGAGUAAGUGAACUACCCACCACUUAUAGAAGUGGGGGCUUCUCGGUUCCUAGACAAGGCUAUCACCUA